Olea europaea var. sylvestris is the source of this 3334-nucleotide messenger RNA. Its product is annotated as probable disease resistance protein At5g63020. Gene Ontology annotation, molecular function: ATP hydrolysis activity; ADP binding. NCBI's taxonomy places the organism in Eukaryota, Viridiplantae, Streptophyta, Magnoliopsida, Lamiales, Oleaceae. Bases 173 to 3334 code for a protein of 1053 amino acids. The record is from RefSeq and is a predicted model, not a curated record. The transcript has 3 exons.
CUCAUUUAAUUUACCGUAGAGAAUGCUAAAAUUUUACAAUUAUAGAUGUUCUCUUAUUGUUAUUUUCUCAGUAACUCUACAGAGAUCAUCGGCACUAGCAACCAAGAAAAUAAUUUGCAAUUUCGUUAAACUCAUCAAAAGUAAAAGGUAGGACAAAAAGGAAAAAUUGAUAAUGGCAAACACAGCAUUUUCCACUGUUGGAAAGCUUGCAGAAUACACAAUCGAUCCAGUUUUGCGUCAAAUCAAGUACUUGUUCUUCUACAACAGUAACAUUCAGAAUUUGCGUGGUAAGGUUGUAGAUCUUGAAAAUAGGAGAAAUGACCUGAAACUACAGGUUGAUGCUGCCGAAAGAAAUGCCGAAAUCAUUGGGGUAGAAGUUUUGGCGUGGUUGCAGAAAGUCAAUGAAUUAAAGGAAAAAGCAAACGAAGUUUUGAAAAGCGUAGCAAGUUCUGAAAUGCGGUGUCUAUUCAAUAGAUGUCCAAAUUUGAAGUCUCGUUACUUAUUAAGCAGGAAAGCCACAAAGAUGACUAUUGAGGCUGAUAAGCUUAAAGUGGAAGGUACAUUUGAGAGGUUGAGCUAUCGUCCACCACUGCAGCUAGUGUUGAACCUAACUUCCCGUAAGGGUUUCGAAACAAGGUUAUCAAUUAAGAAGAAAAUCAAGGAAGCUCUAGAGGACGAAGAUAUCGGCAUAAUUGGGAUCUGUGGCAUGCCUGGAGUUGGUAAGACAACAAUGGCAAAUGAAAUAGUCAAUGAAGUCAAAGUUGAUAAAUUAUUUGAGGAGGUUGCAUUUGCAGUAGUAUUUAACAAUCCCGACAUAAACAAAAUUCAAGAUCAACUGGCUGAAGCGCUUGGUCUAACAAUUGAAGAAAAGACAAAUGAAAGCGUGAGAGCUGGACGACUUCGUCAAAGAAUUGAAGGUAAUAAUGACAAGAGCAUUCUUGUAGUAUUGGACGAUGUGUGGAAUGAAAUUGAUUUUGGAACUAUAGGAAUUCCAUUUCCACGUGAUCGCAAAGGGUUAAAAAUUAUGUUUACGACGCGAAUUAAAAAAACGUGUAGUAAUGCCGAAAGGAAAUUCGAAAUCAAAAUUUUGGAUGAAAAAGAAGGAUGGCAACUUUUCAAGGACACGACAGGGAUUUCUGAUGAUGAAACUGAUGUCGAACUCGUAAGCAUCGCCGAAAAGGUUGCAAAUGAAUGUAGAGGUCUACCUCUUGCCCUAGUGGUUGUUGGUAAAGCACUAAAAAGAAACAAGGCUGCACAUAAAUGGAGAGAUGCACUUCUACAGCUACAGUCUAGGGCUACUAAUCUUGAAGGAAUGGAGUAUAUCGUGUACAAGAGUAUAAAAUUAAGCUACAACUAUUUGGUAAGUAAUGAAGAGCGGGACUUGCUUUUGCUCUGUUCUCUAUUCGCUGAAGAUGAAAGUAUUCCAAUUGAAAAUUUGGUUCGAUAUGCAAGGGGGCUAGAGUUGUUUCAAAAUACUGAAACACUCUACCAAACUCGAGAUCGAGCAAAGACGAUUGCCGAUAAUCUAAAGGGUUAUUAUUUAUUGCAACCGGGUAAGGCGGAAGACGAGGUGAAAUUGCAUGAUGUUAUCAGAGAUUUUUGCUUAGAGAUGGCAUAUGAAGACAAAGGUGGAUAUCUAGUUAAUCAUGCUGGUUUGAAAGAGUGGCCAGAACAUGUUGCUAAUGAAUCGUGCAGUGCCAUCUCAAUUACAUUUGAUAAGCCGGGACAUCUUCCCAGUGGAUUGAAAUAUCAUAACGCUAAGUUGUUACGGUUGAUAUGUCGCGAGUUAAAUGAAUGUAUCAUUUUUGAAGAAUUUUUCAAAGAUAUGAAAGAACUCAGAGUUCUUGAAUUGAAAAGGAUGCACAUUGAAAUUUCAUCAUCAAUCAAAUUAUUGACGGGUCUUCAAACUCUAUGCUUGAUUGACUGUAGAAUACAUUCUCAAUUGCCAAUGAUUGGGAGUCUAAACAAUUUGGAAAUCCUCUCUUUCUACGAGUCUUCCAUUGGUUAUUCUCCCACUGUAUUCACGAAUCUUUACAACCUCAGGUCACUUGAUUUGAGGUUUCAUGAGUUUUCCCGUCCACUUCUGCUCGGUGUUUUGUCGGGUAUGAAGAUAUUGGAAGAGCUGUACUUGGGACGUAACAUUGGAAUAGAAGGUGAAGAUGCCAAUAUAUUGAAGAAUGUUGUGAGCGAGUUAGAUGAAAAUGGUUUCAAUAACUUGAAGACAUUGAUUCUAUCAGAUGGAUAUUUCGAGUAUCUUAUUGAUGCUACCAACACUAUUCCAAAUGGCACCUUUGAUAAAUUGGAGUCUCUCGAAUUGAUAGAUUUACCCAAGUUAAGAGAGAUAUGCAAUGGAAAUCUUCGAAGGGUUGUCUACAAAUCUCCAUUGUUCUGUAACCUUGUGAAGAUUAAGAUGCAUUUUUGUAAAGCAAUUACAAGCUUGUUUCGGGAGUCAGUUGCAAUAUGCUUGGUAAAUCUCCAAAGUCUAGACAUAUACAAAUGUCCGAUGUUAGAGGAAGUUGUUUCGACAGAUGUACCAGAAAACGAAGUUCCCAAAACUUGUAAAAUGCUUGAGUUUCCAAAUCUAAAAGAAGUCAAGCUUGAAUAUUUGAGUAGAUUGAAGAGCUUCACAUCUCAAUCAAAUAACGGCGCUGUUCGUCAAGCAUUGUUCAACCAGUCAUACUGGGGUUACAACUCCAAUUUAGUCAACACCACAAAGAAUGUAUCUCGCAAUACAAAUGAAUAUAUAGAUAUAGUCCACUUUCCUAACAUGGAGGUGUUGAAUGUUUAUAACUUGGAUUGUAUAGCAAAGCUAGUAGGCAAGGAAAGGCCAAUACCAUCACUGCAUAAACUAACGGCCAUAAGUUUGUAUGAUUGUGUUGAAUUGCUGGCCAUUGAAGAAUCUGAUUCAAUUCAGUUACUUGAAAAUCUUGUUUAUCUUAGUGUGAAGGGAUGUAAUGCACUUGAAGUAUUGUUUGACUUUGAGGGUAUAACGGUCACUAAUGACGAUGCAGAAAAUAAUAUACUUGGUCGAUUAACAAAAUUGCGACUGGAGACACUACCAGAAUUGGUGCACAUUACAAGGAUGGUUCCAAAAGGAAUUUGUGUCUUCCAAAAUUUGACAGAUCUCAAUGUUACAGAUUGUAGGAGCUUAAAAUGCUUAUUUUCACCUUCUAUAGUCAACUCACUUGCAGCUCUGGAAAUUUUAGCAAUUACUAGUUGUGAAGCAUUGGAAGAAAUCACUGGAAGAGAAGAAGACGAAGAAGUAGAAGAAACUAGGAUGCAAACACUCCAUCAAACCUCCAUCACUUCAGACAAGUUGUUUCAACGGAUCUAA